Messenger RNA from Penicillium brevicompactum, 1158 nucleotides. RefSeq lists its product as uncharacterized. Gene Ontology annotation, cellular component: cell division site; septin complex; microtubule cytoskeleton. Gene Ontology annotation, molecular function: GTPase activity; molecular adaptor activity; GTP binding. The transcript is spliced from 6 exons. The coding region runs from base 1 to 1158 and encodes 385 amino acids. The record is from RefSeq and is a predicted model, not a curated record. Gene Ontology annotation, biological process: cytoskeleton-dependent cytokinesis. NCBI's taxonomy places the organism in Eukaryota, Fungi, Ascomycota, Eurotiomycetes, Eurotiales, Aspergillaceae.
AUGUCGUCAGCACUCAACGCGAUCAAGAUCCGUCGCAAGAAGAAUGUCAAGAAGGGAAUUCAGUUUUGUUUGAUGGUCUGCGGUGCCAGCGGAACUGGACGCACAACUUUCGUCAACACUCUCUGCGGCAAGCAGGUUCUGGAGGGCAAGGAUGCCGACGAUGCUGCCAAUGCUCACCUCGAGGAGGGUGUGCGUAUCAAGCCCACCACCGUCGAGCUUGAACUUGAUGACGAGGGAACCCGUAUCUCCCUGACUAUUGUCGAUACCCCCGGAUUCGGUGACCAGAUUGACAACGAAGCCAGGCACGUACACCGUUUCGGUGAGAUUGUCGGUUACCUCGAGCGCCAAUACGAUGAUAUUCUUGCAGAGGAGUCGCGAAUCAAGCGUAACCCUCGCUUCAGAGAUAACCGAGUGCACGUCAUGCUUUACUUCAUCACACCCACCGGCCACGGUCUGCGUGAACUCGAUAUCGAACUGAUGAAGCGCCUCUCCCCCCGUGUCAACGUUAUCCCCGUCAUCGGAAAGGCCGACUCUCUCACUCCCGCCGAAUUGGCCGAGUCCAAGAAGUUGAUCAUGGAGGACAUCGAGCACUACCGUAUUCCCGUCUACAACUUCCCCUACGACAUUGAGGAGGAUGAUGAAGAUACCGUCGAGGAGAAUGCUGAGCUGCGUGGUCUUAUGCCGUUCGCCAUUGUUGGAUCCGACGACUUUGUGACAAUCGAUGACCGUCAGGUGCGCGCGCGCCAGUACCCAUGGGGUGUUGUCGAGGUCGAGAACCCUCGCCAUUCCGACUUCCUCGCUAUCCGCAGUGCUCUUCUCCACAGCCACUUGGGUGAUCUGAAGGAGAUCACUCACGACUUCCUCUACGAGAACUACCGUACCGAGAAGCUCAGCAAGAGCGUCGAUGGUGCUUCUCCUUCCGGCCAAGAUUCUUCCAUGAACCCCGAAGACCUUGCUUCCCAGUCCGUGCGCCUCAAGGAGGAACAACUCCGCCGCGAGGAGGAGAAGCUGCGCGAGAUCGAAAUCAAGGUCCAGCGCGAGAUCGCCGAGAAGCGACAGGAGCUGUUGGCUCGCGAGAGCCAGCUUCGCGAGAUCGAGGCCCGCAUGCAGCGCGAGCAGCAGUCCCUGGGUCCCGAAGCAACCAACGGAGAGGCCUAG